AGCGGAAUCGCCGUCAGUGCCCACUGCGCAAAAGUGUUCUUCCAUCGUCACCACUUGACCCGUCAUCUUUUGGUCCACCUGAGUCGCGAGGAGCGCGCGGAGGUGCGGCAAAGCUGGCGACACGGUUGCUACUUCUGCAGAAAAAGGUUCCAAGUUUCGCCCUAUCUCGAUCGUCAUCUUGCGACCCACACGAAGGAAAAGUUGGGCGGAAGGUGUCACAUUUGUCGCAAAACGUUCUCCUCCAAACAAAAAUUGACCAAUCAUCGGGUCCUUCAUCUCAGCGAGGACGAGAAGGUCGCCCUCGUGAAGCAGGGUUCGGGUCGAGAGUGCUUAUUUUGUCACACGAUAUUCGCCAGCAAUGCCAAUUAUCAUGCUCACCUGGUCUCCCACACGAAGGAGAAACCUUUCCGCUGCAACCAGUGUGGGAAGCUGUUUGGUCGUAAUGGUGCCUUAAAAUUGCACAAGCGCAUUCACAGCGCGAAUCCGCGACCAUUCAAGUGCGACGACUGCGACCAAGCGUUCACUACGAAACACAAUCUGGGCAGCCACAAGAAGAGGGUUCACCGGAAGUUGAAGGAUAUCGCGUGCUCCGAAUGCGGCAAGAAGUUCGGGACGAAGGGUGCCACGGUGGUACAUGUGAGCAGCGUUCAUGCCAAAAUCCGGCACCCCUGCCCCCACUGCGGACACACAUUCACGCAGAAAGGCAAUCUUGGGAGUCAUUUGAGGAAGGUUCACCGUCCAGAAUAAAGUUCUUCAUCCCCCCAAACAACGUCCCAUCAGUGACAACAUGUUUUCCAUAUUUUGUGUAUUUUUGUUAACAUGAUUUCACGAUUUAUUCUUCAAUAAUUAUUCUUAUACUGCUAAUAAAAAUUACAUAAUUGAAUUAUUUAAGUUAUAAAUAUGAUACACUUUUUGUUACCGUUUUGACCAUGAAGAUUUUUAAGUAGUAAAGUCAUUCUCUUUUA
Molecule: messenger RNA, 965 nt
Organism: Folsomia candida
Lineage: Eukaryota; Metazoa; Arthropoda; Collembola; Entomobryomorpha; Isotomidae
Product: gastrula zinc finger protein XlCGF8.2DB-like
Exons: 1
Biological process (GO): regulation of transcription by RNA polymerase II
Cellular component (GO): nucleus
Molecular function (GO): DNA-binding transcription factor activity, RNA polymerase II-specific; RNA polymerase II transcription regulatory region sequence-specific DNA binding
Source: RefSeq, a predicted model, not a curated record